AUGGCCCGGCCCGCCGAGACCUUCCCGCUGCACCGGCUCGUCUGGCACAACCGGCACCAGGCGCUGGACAGCGCCCUGCGCGCGGGGACGCACGACGUGGAGCUGACAGACCCGCGUGGCCGCACGCCCCUGGAGCUGGCCGUGUCCCUGGGCCACCUGGAGUCGGUGCGGGUGCUGCUGCGGCACAACGCCAACGUGGGCCGGGAGAACGCCAAUGGAUGGACGGUGCUGCAGGAGGCGGUGAGCACAGGGGACCCCGAGAUGGUGCAGCUGGUGCUCCAGUACCGUGACUACCAGCGGGCAACGCGGCGCCUGGCCGGCAUCCCCGAGCUGCUCAGCAAACUGCGGCGGGCAUCCGACUUCUACGUGGAGAUGAAGUGGGAGUUCACGAGCUGGGUGCCCCUGGUGUCCAAGGUGUGUCCCAGCGACGUGUACCGCGUGUGGAAGCGCGGCGAGAGCCUGCGGGUGGACACCACCCUGCUGGGCUUCGAGCACAUGACGUGGCAGCGCGGCCGCCGUAGCUACAUCUUCAAGGGAGAAGACGAGGGGGCCGUGGUGAUGGAGGUGGACCACGACAAGCAGGUGGUGUACACGGAGACGCUGGCGCUGGCCCUGCACGAGCCCGAGCUGCUGCUGGCGGCCAUGCAGCCCAGCGAGGAGCACGUGGCCGGCCGGCUCACCUCGCCCAUCGUGUCCACACACCUGGACACCCGGAACAUCGCCUUCGAGAGGAACAAGUCUGGGAUCUGGGGCUGGCGCUCGGAGAAGAUGGAGGUGGUCAGUGGCUACGAGGCCAAGGUGUACAGUGCCAGCAACGUGGAGCUGGUCACCAAGACCAGGACGGAGCAUCUCUCCGACCAGGACAAGUCACGCAGCAAAGGCUCCAAGACCCCCUUCCACUCCUUCCUGGGCAUUGCUCAGCAGCACGGCACCCACAACGGGGCACCUGUCCUGCAGGCUGCCAGCCCCACCAACCCCACGGCCAUCACCCCCGAGGAGUACUUCGACCCCCACUUUGACCUGGAGACCCGCAACAUCGGGCGCCCCAUCGAGAUGUCCAGCAAGGUGCAGAGGUUCAAGGCGACGCUGUGGCUGUGCGAGCAGCACCCGCUGUCGCUGGCGGAGCAGGUGACGCCCAUCAUCGACCUCAUGGCCAUCUCCAAUGCCCACUUCGCCAAACUGCGCGACUUCAUCACCCUCAAGCUGCCCCCUGGCUUCCCCGUCAAGAUUGAGAUCCCCCUGUUCCACGUGCUCAACGCCCGCAUCACCUUCAGCAACCUGUGCGGGUGUGACCAGCCCCUGGGCUCCGUGCGGAUCUGCGCCCCCCAGGAGCCCCCCGGCGCCCACCCCCCUGGCACCCAACCCUCAGGGCCCAGAGCGUGGCCGUUCCCGUGCGAGGUGGAGGCGGGCGUGUUCGAGGUGCCGGCGGGGUACACGGUGCUGGGCGCGGGGCGCAGCGAGCCCCUGCGCGACGAGGACGACGACCUGCUGCAGUUCGCCAUCCAGCAGAGCCUGCUGGACGCCGGCACCGAGACCGACCAGGUGACCAUCUGGGAGGCGCUGACCAACACCCGCCCCGGCGCGGAGCCGCCGCCCUACGAUGAGGACCUGCAGCUGGAAAGGGCACUGCAGGAGAGCAUGCUGCUGCAGGCCGGGCCCAGCACUGAGCCCCCGGCCGCCGGGAGCCCCCCGGGAGCGGGCGGCGGGAGCCCCCCCGGCCCCCCCGGGUACGGCAGCUUCGCGGAGCAGCUGCGCCUGGCCAUGGCGCUGUCGGAGCGGGAGCAGGAGGAGCGGGAGCGGCGGCGGCGCGAGGAGGACGAGGAGCUGCAGCGCAUCCUGCGCCUCUCCCUCACCGAGAAGUAGCGCCCGGCCCCGGGCGCUCCACGCCGGCACAGGGACGUCCCACGCAGGGACCGGGGUGUCCCAUGUGGGGUCAGCCCACGCACGGACGCAGAUGUCCCACGUGGGGACACCCCUUGCAGGGAUAGGGACACCCCGGUGCGGGCGCUGUCCCACACCAGGAUGGCCCAGGGCGGGCACAGCCCUGCCUGAGGAGCAGCCGGUGCUGGGAUGGCCCCCCCCGUGAUGGGGACCCCCCUGAUGUGGGUACAGCCCCCCACAGGGGAUUUGAUCCAGGGAUCCUCCUACCCCCGGGACCCCCAAUCCAGGGCUCUUCUCCCGCCAGGCUCAAACCUCAGCCCAGGGACCCUCACCUGGGGACACCCCUGUGCCCAGAGCCCUCCCUAGGGAACCCCCUCCUCUUUGGUGUUGUACUGUGACCCAUGGGGGGCAGGACGGACCCGGGGGUCCCCGUGGGAUGCAGGUGACCCCUAUUUUAAGGCACUGCAGUGUGGGGGGGGACUGCUGGGGGACCCCCAGGCCUCUUCCUUUGGGGCAGUGGGGGGGCAGGGGGGCCCCGAAUGUCUGUACAUAUACAUAU
Messenger RNA from Agelaius phoeniceus (red-winged blackbird), 2440 nucleotides. RefSeq names its product ankyrin repeat domain 13D (gene ANKRD13D). Gene Ontology annotation, cellular component: cytoplasm. NCBI's taxonomy places the organism in Eukaryota, Metazoa, Chordata, Aves, Passeriformes, Icteridae. Gene Ontology annotation, molecular function: protein binding. The record is from RefSeq and is a predicted model, not a curated record.